This is a messenger RNA of Pipra filicauda (Wire-tailed manakin), 621 nucleotides long. Its product is annotated as putative coiled-coil domain-containing protein 195. The transcript is spliced from 4 exons. The record is from RefSeq and is a predicted model, not a curated record. Lineage: Eukaryota; Metazoa; Chordata; Aves; Passeriformes; Pipridae. The coding region runs from base 1 to 564 and encodes 187 amino acids.
AUGGAGGGCAAUGCACACCUCCUCCAGGUCAUCCGCAAGAUGCGUUCCCAAAUCAACAAGCUGGAGAGGGAAAACAGGGCCCUAAAGGGAGAGCUGCAGGUCUGCGGGCAGAGAGCUGUGCCACCGGAGAGAGAGGCAGCGAGAGGAGGUGGGAACAGCGAUGUGAGGAGCCUCGCCAGGGAUGAAGAAGGACCUGCUGGCUCUCCAGCAUCUCUGCAGGGAGCCAUCCCAGCCAGUCCUGCUCCAGCACCAAAGGAGCAGACAGGUACCAACGAGUCGGGGCUGUCUGGGGCUGUCCAUGGCACCCAUACUGCCAUGACUCUCAUCAGGGAAGAGGAGAAAGGGCUUGAAAAAUCACCAUCCAGCUGCUGCUCCUCCUACAGCCGCUCCAGGAACAUGAAGCUGUUUCAGGAGCACGUCUAUAGGUGCAGGGGUAAAGUCAAGGCUGUGAGUUUCCUCUUACCAAUGCAUAUGUCACCAUGUGCUGAAAAGCAAAGUUCCCUCAAAAGCCCGGAAAAUCAGAGCACAAAACCUCUGAUGACCAUCGCUGAAAACGAUAUGUGAGCCAGUGAAUUUUUAAAGGGCUAUUGAUUCCCUGAGAUAAACUGGCCUUAAAUGAUA